Callorhinus ursinus (northern fur seal) is the source of this 1205-nucleotide messenger RNA. The record is from RefSeq and is a predicted model, not a curated record. NCBI's taxonomy places the organism in Eukaryota, Metazoa, Chordata, Mammalia, Carnivora, Otariidae.
AUGCGCCGAGAGCAAGAGAUGCAGAUAGAGUUGCUGAUACCUGUGUCCGUGAGGCGCAGCUUCCGCUGGCACUGGAGUCUGGUCCAAACAGAAGAGGGGAGCCCCAGUAGGCGGUUGGAAGAGAAGUGGGAGCCGGGACGCAAGGAGAUUCUUCUGGGCUCCAGAUGCCCUCUGCUCUUAUUCCCAAGGGGUCAGUAUUUAUCAGUUACAUGUGAAAGUGUGAGAAAGCAGUUCAUAUUUGAAUUUCUGGCUUCUCAUCUGUAUCUUUUAUCAGAAAUAGGCAAGGUCUCUCUGAGAGUCAGUGAAGCAUAUCAGCAAGUACCUCCUGGAGUCAAAGCAGAGGUGAAAGGCCCGCAGAGCCAGGACAUCAUAGCUGUGUUCCGGACCACGCUAUUUCUCCAGCUGGUGAGAUCCCAAGGCACAGAUUCCUCAAAAAUGAGCGAGGAGAGAGUGACAUAUGUGGAGCUAAAAUUACCCCAUUCAAGGGAACAGAAGGACAAAAGACGUCCAAUGGAUAAAAGGAGAGAAUUUCCAUGGUAUACGGUUGCAUUAACCCUAGGAGUUAUAUGUUUUCUCCUCCUGCUGACAAUCACAGGCUUAGGAUUUAUGUUUUUUCAGAAGUGUUUUGCACACACAAUGCAAGAUAUGAACAAUACAAAAGAAAAAAGUGCUUCCUUAGGAGAGGCCGAAGAUCACUCUAUUUUAUUGCCUAUUACAGAUAAAGACUAUGACUCAUUUCAAGGAAGUUGGUACUGCUGUGGAAAAAGCUGUUACUAUUUUUCAAAAGAAGAGGAAACUUGGGAGAGGAGUAAGAAGUCAUGCGAAGACCUGCGUUCUAGUCUCAUUAAGAUUGAUAAUAAAGAGGAGCAGAACAUCAUUCAAUCAAAAAUAAAAUACAACUAUUGGAUUGGAUUACAUAAAACAGGAGCUAAGACUUCCUGGAAGUGGCUGGAUGGCACUCUCUUAUCUCAGAUGGUGAAUUUCCAGCAAAGUUUAAUGGAUGUAAAAUGUGGACACCUCAAGUCAUCGAAAAUUUUUACUGCUGAUUGUAGUAAACCCUUUCGUUACAUUUGUGAAAAAAGAGUUCACUGGCCCUGAUUAUUAAAAGAAUUACUGUCAUCAAAGUUUUAAUGUUUUCUUUCUUUAACAGCUAUUAGGGAAACAAUUUAGGAUAUUAACUCAAAUUAGCCCAAUAUGCAUGAUUU